CAGCAGCGGCGGCGGCGGCGGCGGAGGCGGCGGAGGCGCCCGGUCCUGGCCGCGCGGAGCGGACAUGUGCAGGCUGGGCUAGGAGCCGCCGCCUCCCCCCCGCCCAGCGAUGUAUUCAGCGCCCUCCGCCUGCACUUGCCUGUGUUUACACUUCCUGCUGCUGUGCUUCCAGGUACAGGUGCUGGUGGCCGAGGAGAACGUGGACUUCCGCAUCCACGUGGAGAACCAGACGCGGGCUCGGGACGAUGUGAGCCGUAAGCAGCUGCGGCUGUACCAGCUCUACAGCCGGACUAGUGGGAAGCACAUCCAGGUCCUGGGCCGCAGGAUCAGUGCCCGUGGCGAGGAUGGGGACAAGUAUGCCCAGCUCCUAGUGGAGACAGACACCUUCGGUAGUCAAGUCCGGAUCAAGGGCAAGGAGACGGAAUUCUACCUGUGUAUGAACCGGAAAGGCAAACUCGUGGGGAAGCCUGAUGGCACCAGCAAGGAGUGUGUGUUCAUUGAGAAAGUCCUGGAGAACAACUACACAGCCCUGAUGUCAGCCAAGUACUCUGGCUGGUACGUGGGCUUCACCAAGAAAGGGCGGCCACGGAAGGGCCCCAAGACCCGGGAGAACCAGCAGGACGUGCACUUCAUGAAGCGCUACCCCAAGGGGCAGGCAGAACUACAGAGGCCCUUCAAGUACACCACAGUGACCAAGAGGUCCCGGCGGAUCCGCCCCACGCAUCCUGGCUAGGCCGGCCUGCCAUGGCCCCUGGCGGCCCCAGCCCACACUCACACUCACAGAGAACUGCAUCAGAGGAAUAUUUUUACAUGAAAAAUAAGGAAGAAGCUCUAUUUUUGUAUAUUGUGUUUAAAAGAAGACAAAAACUGAACCAAAACUCUUGGGGGAGGGGACGUGAUAAGGAUUUUAUUGUCUUAAAAUCCCCUAUGACAAAAGACUCACGCAAAGGGACCGUUGUCAACCCACAGGUGCUUGUCUCUCUCUAGGAACAGACAACUCUAAACUUGUCCUCGGAGGAGGAUUUGAAUGAGGAAAACGACAGUCUCAGAAACCAAAGUCCUUUUUCCCAAAGGUUCUGAAAGAAAAAAAAAAAAGCAAAAACCCAUAAAAAACACAAAAAACAGAAAAACAAAGACAAAGAGAAAGUAGUAACCCCCCAACUGCCCUCUUUCCCAAUCCCCUAUCCCAAAGUCCAACAAAAAUCGCUCUCUGGUUUGCAGUCAUUUAUUUAUUGUCUGCUGCAAGCUGUCCCGAGACACCGCGCAGGGAAGGUGCGCCCCUGGGAAUUCUCGGUGCCUCGACUUCCGACGACAGACGGCCUCGUCCAAUCAUGGUGACCCCGCAUUGCUCUCAGUUCUGGAGGAUGCUGCUAUCACCCUUCCGUGACUCACACGACCUAGUACACCAAUGAUAAGGGAAUAGUUUAAAACCAGCUAUAUUAUAUAUAUUAUAUAUAUAUAAGCUAUUUAUUUCACCUCUCUGUAUAUUGCAGUUUCAUGAACCAAGUAUUACUGCCUCAACAAUUAAAAACAAUCAACAAAUUAUUUAAAAAACCCUGAGGUGAGUGGUGGCCGGGGCAGGGCUCAGGCAUGGUGGCCCCAUUGUGUUUCAUGCUUCUUAGUCUGUGGUCUUUGCACUCAGAGCUGGGUGGAGCCUUGCUCAUUCAUUCAUUCACUGAUGCAUUCAACACUUACUAUGUUCUAGGCACUGAGAACACAGCCUGAAACAAAGCAGUUGGAAAUUCUUGCCUUCAGAGAGAUGACAUUCUAAAGAGUCAUUGAUUCAAUGAUGGACUCAGUCAUAUGUUCACAUACAUUUACCUGGCAUCUCCUAUGUGCCAAGGGGUUAUUCUAGGCACUGGGGAUUUAUGGAAGGAUGCAAGAAAAAAAUCCUGGCCUGUAGGGAACUUCACUUACAGUAAUCCACUGAUUUCACUGCUUCAUUCAUUGAUUUAUUGAUGGAGUCAUGUAUUCAACAUAUAUUUAUUAAGCACUUACUAAGUACUUUAGGUACUGGGAAUUCACCAAAGAACAAAACCCUGCCUCAUGGAGCUUACAUCCUAAGGAUUCUUGCUUAAGGAGUCCACAUCUGGGUUUUGCCAGGCACGGGCUGAACAAGGCAGUCCUGGUCUCCACUCUUCUCCAUCUAGUGCCAGAGGAGUCAGAGAGCCCAGGUCAGGUGGGCACCUGGUGUUUCUCUCCUCACACUGUCAUGGGCUGGAAUGCGAGACUCUGUCAGGGUCUUUAAUUUCCAGGGACCCUUUCUUCUGGGCCUUCCCAGGGUCAGAUGAGAGGCUGGGUUAGUCUUGGGAAAGCAAAUCAGGCAGGAGGUUGACCGGGGAGGAAGAUGCCUCCUCUGGGGUCCUGCUGCUGUCACCUGCCUCCCUUGAAAACACCUCUUGCCAAGCCUGGCCAGGAGAGGUCCCCAGUGAGGCCCUAUAGACAGGGGGAUGGGGGCAGGAGUACCUUCUCUGCAGAGGGAUCCUGGUUGGAGAGGAGGCUCAACUUCUUCUGAGCUGUGUGUCUCUCCAUAUCCACAUCAGACUUUGAGCCACACACAUCUCCUGGUUCUGUCUUUCCUCCCUGCAUUUUGAGGGUAUGUCUCUUCACCCCUGGGCCCUGUCACAUGCAUCACAGCACAUUUUUGUGAAGCCCUUUCAGGUGCACAACCUUAUUGUGACCUGAGGACAACCCUCAAGGAAGUACUAUCAUUAUCCCCAUUUUGUGGAUGAGAAGACUGAGGAUCAGAAACGUUUAACAGCUUCCCCAAGACCACAGAAUAAGAAAGUGUUGGGGCUGGUAUCCAAGUCCUAGAGUCUCUAGGAUUGCAGUAGCUGUCACUUGGUGAGUGCCCACUGUGUUUCAGACCCCCUGCUAGAUGCCUUAUGUAUGCUGCCAGAUAGAUGCACCCAAAAUCCCUGGGUGGACAUAGGUACUCCUAACUUCCAUGUUUGAUAAAUGAAAAAAACUGUUUGAGAGAUCAUUGACAUGCUCAAGGUCUCAGUGAGCAGGUGGCUGAGCCUGAGACCCUUGGUAAUAGUAAUUGUGAUGGUAGUUGUCAUUUAUUGAGCACCUAUUAUGCAUCAGUCCCUUUCACAUUCUAUUAUUUAAUUUAAUCAAUAACCCUGUGAGAUGGGUAUGUACUAUCUUUUAUACUGGAAAUUUCAGAGAAGUCAAAUGACUUGCCCAAAGAAAUCCAGCUAGAAAAUCGUGGACCC
Molecule: messenger RNA, 3218 nt
Organism: Manis javanica (Malayan pangolin)
Lineage: Eukaryota; Metazoa; Chordata; Mammalia; Pholidota; Manidae
Gene: FGF18
Product: fibroblast growth factor 18
Molecular function (GO): growth factor activity
Source: RefSeq, a predicted model, not a curated record